Molecule: messenger RNA, 518 nt
Organism: Cylicostephanus goldi
Lineage: Eukaryota; Metazoa; Nematoda; Chromadorea; Rhabditida; Strongylidae
Source: the annotation of a GenBank genome assembly
GGCAAGGCACUACCCACAGUUCAUUUUUUAGGCGCUACGUGGAACGAGCGUAUCUGGCAGCACAAAACGCCGAGGAUCGUCAGAAGGUGCAGGAGUAUUUGGAGAAGCGGCUGCGACCGCUGUUGUUGGCGGGUACGACUCGAGCCGUUGAUUGGGAUCACGAACCUUUGCCACACGAACGGAACUAUGAGUUACCUGUCGCUUGGACUCCAGCAGCCACCCUACGAGCUUCGCUCCAAGCCAACAUAAACAAGAGCUCAGCGCAGCACCAUCCUAGGCGUGGUGAUCAUGAUCGUAAGCGGUCGGCAUCGCCAGACGACGAUGCUCAGCCGAAACGCGACCGACGUAGCAGUAGCAGUUCAAGUGAUGUGGAAGUUAUCAGAGUCAAGUCUACUGUGUCGAAAAAGAAAUCUAAGAAGGAGCUGAAGCGGGAAGCGAAGGCCGCAAAAAAGGAGAAGAUGAAGAACAAUGGUCAAAAACAACAGAAAAAGGAGCAGCCGCACUGGCAUAUUGAAGAG